Messenger RNA from Alligator sinensis (Chinese alligator), 5009 nucleotides. It is a transcript of the gene IFT70B, whose product is annotated as tetratricopeptide repeat domain 30B. The transcript is spliced from 3 exons. Gene Ontology annotation, biological process: intraciliary transport. Gene Ontology annotation, cellular component: intraciliary transport particle B; axonemal microtubule. The record is from RefSeq and is a predicted model, not a curated record. Gene Ontology annotation, molecular function: protein binding; intraciliary transport particle B binding. Lineage: Eukaryota; Metazoa; Chordata; Crocodylia; Alligatoridae. The coding region runs from base 1 to 1749 and encodes 582 amino acids.
AUGGCGAUGGCGAUGGGUAUGGCGAUGCCGGCGCCGAUCGCGGACGGGGAGUACACGGCCGUCAUCUACGGGCUGAUCCGGGGCCGCGCCCUUCGCCUCCAGGCUGCCACCCACUACGCUCAGGGCGAUCUCCCGGCAGCCAAGAGCCUGGUGGAGCAGGUGCUCACGGCUGCGGCUGAGGGGGCGGCAGGGGGCUCCGACGGGUCGUGGGAGGUGCCUGAGGCAGAGGUGAACCUGGGCUGCCUGCUGUACCGUGAGGGGCGGCAUGAGGAGGCCUGCAACAAGUUUGCAGGUGCCAUGCAGGUGCUGGGCUAUUCCCCAGAGCUGUCCUACAACAUGGCCCUGUGCUGCUAUGCCGCCAAGCAGUACGACCUUGCUGUGAAGCACAUCUCUGAGAUCAUUGAGCGAGGCAUGCGCCAGCACCCGCAGCUCAGCAUCGGCAUGACCACCGAGGGCAUCGACGUACGCAGCGUCGGCAACACCCUGCUCCUGCACCGCACUGCCCUGGUGGAGGCCUUCAACCUCAAGGCAGCCAUUGAGUACCAGUUGCGCCACCUGGAGGCAGCCCAGGAGGCGCUGACGGACAUGCCGCCGAGAGCCGAGAAGGAGCUGGACCCCGUUACACUGCACAACCAGGCGCUGAUGAACAUGGACAGCCGGCCCACCGAAGGGUUUGAGAAAUUGCAGUUCCUUCUGCAGCAGAACCCCUGCCCACCAGAGACCUUUGGAAAUCUGCUACUGCUGUACUGCAAGCACCAGUACUAUGACCUGGCUGCUGACGUGUUGGCAGAGAAUGCCCAUCUGACCUAUAAACUGCUCACGCCUUAUCUGUACAACUUCUUGGAUGCCAUGAUUACAUGUCAGACUGCCCCUGAGGAGGCCUUCCACAAGCUAGAUGAGCUGGCAGGGACACUGACCGAGCAGCUGAGAAAUCUGGCAAAACAGGGGCAGGAAGCUAGGCAAAACCGGGAUGCUGAAGCUAUCAACAAGUCAGUUAGCGAAUAUGAUGAGACUCUGGAAAAAUAUGUGCCUGUCUUGAUGGCUCAGGCCAAGAUCUACUGGGACAUGGAGAAUUACACAAUGGUGGAGAAGAUUUUCCGCAAGUCAGUCGAGUUCUGCAAUGAACAUGAAGUGUGGAAGCUGAAUGUGGCUCAUGUGCUCUUCAUGCAGGAAAACAAGUACAAAGAAGCCAUUGGCUUCUAUGAGCCCAUUGUAAAGAAGCACUAUGAUAACAUACUGCAAGUCAGUGCUAUUGUGCUAGCCAACCUUUGUGUCUCCUAUAUCAUGACAAGCCAAAAUGAAGAGGCAGAGGAACUGAUGAGGAAGAUUGAAAAGGAGGAGGAGCAGCUUUCCUAUGAUGACCCUGAUAAAAAGAUCUACCAUCUCUGCAUUGUCAACUUAGUCAUUGGAACGCUCUACUGUGCCAAAGGAAACUAUGACUUUGGCAUCUCAAGGGUAAUUAAAAGUUUAGAGCCUUAUAACAAAAAGUUAGGUACAGACACCUGGUAUUAUGCCAAAAGGUGCUUCCUGUCAUUGCUGGAGAACAUGUCUAAACAGAUGAUCAUGCUGCGUGACAACGUUAUUCAAGAGUGCGUCCAGUUUCUGGAGCAGUGUGAACUCUAUGGCAGGAACAUCCCAGCUGUUAUUGAGCAACCCCUUGAAGAAGAGAGGCUGCAUAGUGGGAAGAACACAGUUACAUACGAAGCCAGACACCUGAGGGCACUGAUGUAUGAGCUUACAGCAUUAUAGAGGCCUAAGAAGUCCUAUCUGGAAGGCUGCAGCCCUACUAUCAUGCUUAUUCUGAAGUGGGAGAAAAAUCACACUGAAAGUCAAUUUUUCUCCUCUUACUAAAUGCCUGUCCAAAAAAACUAAAGGGAUCUCCUACCUCUUGUGAUCUAUGUGCAGCCCAGUAGUCCACAUAUUGGCUGUUCUCUCCUUUGCAACACCUUUCCUUACAACAUGAUGCUAAACCUGAAAUUUCCUGAUUUAGAGUUCUAGAUUUGUAGUUUUAAUUCAUUCCCUUACCUUACAUAUCGUGCCCUUACACUGAGAUUUCAAGUUCAAGAACACUUCGUCAAAUUGGAAAACCUGGUUCUUAAGCAAUGGCUUAUCUGGGGGCAGAAAAAAGAGUUCUUUUUGAACAACUUGCCUGUGAAGGUAUUUUCAUUAUUUAUGUGCUGUUUAUGAAGAACCUGAAUGCAGUGAGAGCUGUAUUAACGUAUAGUACUCACCCCCCUCUCCCCCAUCCACUCUCUGUUACUGUACCUUUUGUUUUUAAGAGGGGCCAAAUGAGUUAUCCCCACGUAACCUGCAUCACUUCUAUAAGAUUAGCUGGAAUGAUGUGUGGAUCUUUGUUUAGUGUCAUCAAACAGGGCACUUGUAGGAGAUAUUACACAAGGAAAGCAAAUAUACCCAUUUACUGGGUAGAGGGAGAGGGGCACAUUUGCCAUUCAAGUGUUGCACCCAAGGACAGGUUAAGCAUAUUUUCUGAAAUGAUACUGAGCACAGUUUGGUCCCAUCUGCACUUGUAGUUAAACUAUUUUCAGCUCUGAUCUCAUCUGCACCCAUUGUCAACAAUAGACAAAUUUCCUAGUAUAGAUGGGAUAGAGAGUAACAUUUGGCACUGUGUCCUACAUGUGAGGAUUGCAUAGCUCAUUACAGGUCUGUGGAGGCAUCCAGGUUUCCCUGUUACACUCGUAUUAAAUAUUAUCCACUACUAUUUCCAUAUGAGGAGGAGAUGUAUGAUUUCAAAUCUUGUUCACCUUCAUGGAGCACAGCAGCAGGCAGUAAAGUAUGUUUCUAAUUUAUAGUGGAAUUGUAUUAUAUAUUAUGCAGUAUAAACAGCAUGACCUUUAAAAAGUUUUUAAAACUCACUCCACAUAAUAGAAAAUGAAGUACAGACUGUGGGCAACGACACAGGGAACAUCCGGGCUUUGUUUAAUAUUCAUUGCGCGUGUUCUGUAAAAGUCAGUGGACAUUUAAAAAAUUUCAAUUUGCAUAUUUGUGUCAGUGCAAAUGUUGAAUGCCUUCUGAGCAAUUUAAAACAGAACAAAGAAUGAUUUAGAGCUUUACUUGUGGCUGACUAUUUUAUGAUGUUUACAUGCUCUGUUUCCAUACCACCUAUAUCUAAUGUUCAGUAUUAUGCGACAAGCUGUACCAACCACGCGUAGAGUUUGUCCUUUCCCUCCUCCACAAAGAGAGACCUCAAGCCACUGGAGCAUAGAAGGGGGAUUACUGGCUCUGCUACAUGUUUCUCAUCCAGCUCAAAUUCAAAGGAAGCAUCUCUAUAGGGUCCAAAGUCCCCAAAGUAAGGAGGGUGCAAUCAGGAAGUGAAGAGGACAACCUCACACUGCUGGACAUUCUGCUCUAUUUUUCACCAAACUUGUAACCCAAACUCUUGAGCCUAUAUUGAGUAAAUUCCCCCUCUGUAAUGUGAGCUCAACCCAAAGGUGGGCAUGAGAGUAUGCACUGCUGACCCUGGUGAAUUUCAAGAUGGAUGAAGAGUCCAAUCUGUGCCCUGCACAUUUUUCCACAAAUAUGAUAGGUGGUACCUGGGUGGGGAGGGGGGGACAGCUGUUGGCCAGGAUGUUGUGCGCUUUCCUUCCUCCUCACUGUUUCUUGGCUGUCUGAGCAAGACGGUUCUCUUUGAUUUAUGGUCCAGCACUUCCCCAUUUUGUAAGGUUGAUGGGGAGGCCACCCUUCUUAAGGUAUGCUUUCAGGGUGUCCCUGUAACGCUUCCUCUGUCCUCUGUGGGUCCUCUUGCCAUGACUGAGUUGAGAGAAGAGGACUUGCUUCGGAAGAUGAGUGUCAGCCAUCCACACACAGUGGCCAGCCCACUGGAGUUGAUGUUUCAUGAUCUUUGCCUCAAUGCUGGUUGUUAGCUGCAGAGAGGAUGCUGGCACUGGUGCUGUGGUCUUCCCAUCUAAUGCAAAGGAUCUUCCUGAAGCAAUGCUGAUGGAACCAUUCUAGGCGCUUAAGAUGGCUUCAGUAUGUCAGCCACAUCUCACACCUGUGGAACAGCAUGUAGAUAACUACUGCAUUGUAGACCAAGAUCUUAUUUUUCCAUCUUCAGAUGGAUCUGGUAGCACCCUGGCUAAGAAUCACUUCACUAAAUUUGUGUAAAAUGGUAGAUACAUUAGAAUAUAUUGCUGCAUUAUAUUGUGCCAGCUGGGGAAGGUAAAGGUUUAUGCAGUAUGUUUGAAGCUUAUUCCUUUCUCCUAUGACAAAAGAAAAAAGUAACUGGAUAAUAUAUGAAGAGCUAAGUCUUUUAUGUUACUCUUCAUACAACAUCCCCGCUCACCUCCCUCCCCAAAAUAUCCUGAAUACUAAGGACUAACUCUGCAAAACACAGCAGUGGUGUAUCCGCUGCUUGCAAAAAGCCUGUCUUUAAUGGCAUCUCAACUGCAAAGCACUUUGCUCAUGAAACAUGUUCUAUAAAUGUUACAACCAGUUUUAUUACUAUCUUCAUAUGGCAUCUAGUGUUAGCAUUAUGUGACUUACAAAUAAAAAUUUUAAGGGAAGACAUGGACAUUUUUAUUUGGAGUGAGGGAGAAUACCAAAUAAUAGUUUAAGCUCCUUUAGAAAAGGAGUGAAAUCUGUCCAAAUUCCUGCCCUCUGCCAAAGUGCUUCUACUUAAGCCCAUAGUCAGAAUUGCUGUUUUCAUUAAAUGAGGCUACUACCCAGAAAGAGCAGAUCAUAUUCCUGGGGAGUCAUAGAAGGCAAACAUCUGGAGAUUAAAACUUUUUUUUUAAGCAAGAGCAUCUGUUUUUUGGGAUGGAGUGCAGAGAAGGAAAUUAGCUGCCCCCUUUCGUUACAUCAUUAUCUAAAAGUUCAGCAGCGUGAAAUCCCUCCCCCUGCUUUCCUUCACAUAACAUACAAAUCCACUGAUCCCAAACUCCUGUUGAGAUUUUAUUCAGAAUACUAGUCUUAUCUUCACAGCUAUUCCUCACAGCAAAUCUAAUGCAGUGUUCUUGUCUCAAACCUUGCAAAUAAAUGCCAUGUUUUUUCAU